Bemisia tabaci is the source of this 2056-nucleotide messenger RNA. It is a transcript of the gene La, whose product is annotated as La autoantigen-like. NCBI's taxonomy places the organism in Eukaryota, Metazoa, Arthropoda, Insecta, Hemiptera, Aleyrodidae. The record is from RefSeq and is a predicted model, not a curated record. Gene Ontology annotation, molecular function: mRNA binding. Gene Ontology annotation, biological process: positive regulation of translation; tRNA processing. Gene Ontology annotation, cellular component: cytosol; cytoplasmic stress granule; ribonucleoprotein complex.
GUGAACAAAAUCCUAUUAUUUUUCGCCACUUUUCUCGAGCAAAAUCGUCACUAUAAACCAUUGUUUAUCAUUUGAAUAAUAGGUUUUAAAAAUUUAUUUCAGUUUCAAGGGAAUUAACACGCAAUCAACCAAAAUUAAGCCUGGUUAUCUUUUCAGUAAUUCCUGAAAUUUGCAAGAAUAUUUUGGAUUCGUACUACUGCAUCCUUUCUGUGCUCCUCGUGUCGGAGCUUGACGUUUAUUGCGGCGAAUCUUGCACAUUUCUCACGUGUUAAUUUAAUAUCGAAGAUUUACAAUGGCUGACGUUGAACAGCCAGUAGUUCCUGCUGCAGAAGAUAUCAAAGCAAAGUCUGAACCAAAAACAGAAGAAAAAGAGAACACCCUCACAAAUGGAAAUCAUCAAGAAAGUCCUCCGAAAAAUCUUGAUGAAAAAAUCAUCCGCCAAAUUGAAUAUUACUUUGGCGACAUCAAUUACCCGAGAGACAAAUUUUUGCAAGAAGAAAGCAAGAAAGAUGAUGGAUGGAUUUCAAUGGAAACAAUGCUGUUAUUCAAGCGGCUGGCUAAACUAAGUGAAGAUCCAAAAGUGAUAGUUGAAGCUAUCAAAAAAUCUACCCGACAGUUAGUUGAAGUGAAUGAAGAUGGCUCUAAAAUCAGAAGAUCUCCUAAUGUACCAUUGCCAGAGUUGUGUGAAGAUCGCAGGAAAGAAUUAGUAUCAAGAAGCAUCUAUUGCAAAGGAUUCCCCAAAACUGAUAUGAACGUAGAUAUUCUUCUAGAUUACUUUGAACAGUAUGGACCUUUAGACAAUCUCAUUAUGCGAAAUUAUUUGGACAAAGCAGAAAAACAAUGGAAAUUCAAAGGGUCUGUGUAUGCUAUUUUUCCAACUGUAGAAAAAGCAGCAGAAUUUUUAAAGAUUGAAAACGUCAAAUAUAAGGAUGAAGUCUUGGAAAGGAAAUGGCAACAAGAACACAUAGAUGAGAAGAAAAAAGAAAGAGACCAAAGAUCCAAAAAAUCAACAGAACAAGACAUUCUAAAGAAAUUGAAAGAGAAAGAAGAUGAACCACCAGCUCCUGUUUUACCGAAAGGUGCUUUCCUUAGAUUGAACAGUUGCUCCAAUGAUAUCAAACGUGAAGACAUGAAAGAAGUUCUAGAGCAGAAAGGAGCCAAAGUAGGAUUUAUUGACUACAGCGUAGGAGAUGAAACUGCUGUUGUCAGGCUACAGGGAGAAGGAACAGCCAAGAAGGUUCUGGAAGCAUUCGAAGGAAAUGUUGUCGAAGUAAAAGGCGUUAAGUUAGAAGCAUCCGUAAUCGAAGGAGAAGAAGAGGAGCAGUUAAUUGCGAAGAGUCUUGCAGAUCUUUCCAAGAGACGUGCCAUGAUGGCAAAUAAGAAACGUAACAAAGGUGGGAAAGGGCGAAAGAGCCAAAGCAAGCGCGGCGGUCCGAGGGGUGGCAAGAGGCGGCGCGGCAACCGUGAUGAUGACGACGACGAUGAUGAUGACAACGAUGAUGAUGAAAAUGACGCCAGUGAAGGAGGCAAUGAUAAAAAUCAGAAACGUAAAAACGAAGAUACUGAAACUGCAGCUGAAACCCCAGCUAAGAAGGAACGAACGGAAUAAAUUAAGAUUCAUCUCUUGCACAGUUUACUAUCGGAAAAUGUCCCAUGUUUAUAUGUUGACCUCUCAUUUAAUUUUAAUCUCUUGAUGUUCUCGGAAGGAAAGAAUGUAUUUGUUUUGUUGGGUCUUAUAUGACUUAAAAAUCCGGUUUUUACGAUUAUUAUUUCACCCUUUUUUUUUUUCUUUUUUUUAAAAUUUAUCAAACAUCUCAUUAUGUUACUUUUUUAGUUAUCGCUGUUAAGGUUUGAUCCCGAUCACGAAUCCAUGAUUACUCUUCAUUUACCCUCCAAGACUUUUCCUCUUGAAUUAUUAUAAUUCGCGUUCACAAAAUAAUGACUUUCUCCCAGAUUUUUUUUUACUUACUAUCUCUUUAGAUUAGCUUAACUCAGCUUGUUCUUGAGUUGUAAAAUAUUUUCAUUAUCAAUCAUCAAUAAACUUUUUCCAUUUUCA